CCGUCGGCCAAUCGUCGCCUGCCUGGACAGACGCUUCAGGCACGAUCACGUUUCUGACGGUAUGAAGCAGGAGUUGGCGGGUGUUGGCGGCUCUUCCUAAAAGGAGAUGCAGUAGCAGGAAGUCAGUGAGUGAGACGGAGUAUCGACCGCUUCGGUUUCUUUCUCCUCCACCUUCUUUCUGCUUCAUUCAGUGGCGAGGGAGCCUUUUGAGGUGCGACUUCUGUUCCUUCUAAAGAGCCAUUUGACUGACCUGAAUCCCUUGAAAAAGGGUUGGCAUAACUGUGACCAUCUUCUGCAUUUGUGUGCUUCAGAAAUAUUUGCAGAGAACAUCGCUGGGAGGGGGGUCCAGAUAUUUCUCUUAUAUUUUAUAGUUCUGGAGGUAUCCGGAUCCUAAUGGCUGAGGAUUAUCGUUACAAGAGGAAGAGACAAAGUUUAAGUGCAUGUGGGAUAUUCUGGACCCAGGUACUUCAUGCUUUUUGAUGCUAACUGAGAGGGACUGUGAUGUACAUUUAUGCCAACCUUUCUUUUUAAAAUAUAAGAUAGAGUUGCAUUUAAAACAGUGGUUGCUGAACUGGUACACUAGUUUCGGUUAUACUUAAGCUCUCACCAGAUGGGGAAGAGAGUCUUUUUGUCCAAAGAUUCUUAAAAGGUUUGUGAACUCAGAUUUGAAGUUUUAAAAUGAUGAAUGCUGAUAACAAAGAUGCCUUGAAAAAUACCAGGACUGUACAGCAGCUUAUGCUAUGUACAGAUGUUUUAUUCUGUCACUGAGGAGCUGAAUUCUGAACUCUGAAAAACAAUUAGAGCUCAUUGAAAAUAUUUUAUAAGAGUCAUUGACCUUAAAAUUGUUCACUCAAAAUGAGUGACUAUUUGGAAAUGGCAAAUGCAGAAAACAUGGAUAUUCAGAUGAAGAAUGAACAAAAUCUGGAUGCUCUUCAGGAAGAUAUUGAGAUGAAUGGUGAAUCAAGUGCAAAUGAUACCAGUGAAAAUUACUCCAGCGGGCAUCAUUCACAUAUCAACGAAGGUGAAAAAAAUGGAAAAGAAGCAGUUAUGAUUAUGGAAUCUUUAGACUGCUAUAAAAGCAGUGAACCAUCUUGUAAAUCUAAAACCCAGAAGGAACUAAUAAAAACAUUGCAGGAAUUAAAAAGGCAUCUUCCUCCUAAUAAAAGGAUCAGAGGCAAACCUAGUAUCCUCGCAAAUCUGAAGUAUGCACUUGGGAGCAUUAAGCAAGUUAAAGCUAAUGACUAUCCUUGUGGUCUUGAUGUAUUGUCCUAUACUGUGGAAGAUAUUGAAAACAUUACUACAGAAUAUAUCAUGAAAAAUGCUGAUAUGUUUGCUGUAGCUGUUUCUUUGGCUACUGGGAAACUUCUGUACAUCUCUGAUCAGGCUGCCUCUAUUCUCCACUGUAAGAAAGAUGUAUUUAAAAAUGCCAAAUUUGUGGAGUUUCUGGCACCUCAGGAUAUCAGUGUGUUCUAUAGCUCUACUACUCCAUACAGAUUGCCAUCUUGGAGUAUUUGCAAUGGAGUUGAGUCUACCACCCAGGAGUGCAUGGAGGAAAAGUAUUUUUUCUGCCGCAUCAGUGCAGGGAAAGAGCAUACAAAUGAGAUUUGCUACCACCCAUUUUGUAUGACUCCAUACCUUAUCAAGGUACAAGAUGAAGGCAAUGAGCUUUGUUGUGUGUUGCUGGCAGAAAAGGUGCACUCUGGCUAUGAAGCGCCCAGAAUUCCUUCUAAUAAAAGAAUCUUCACAACCACACACACACCAAGUUGUUUGUUCCAAGAUGUAGAUGAAAGAGCGGUGCCUUUGUUGGGAUACUUACCUCAGGACUUAAUUGGAACUCCUGUCUUAGCACAUCUUCAUCCAAGUGAUAGACCUUUAAUGCUAGCAAUUCACAAAAAAAUACUUCGGUGCGGUGGACAGCCAUUUGAUUAUUCACCAAUCAGGUUCUGCACCAGAAAUGGUGAAUAUGUAACUCUGGAUACUAGCUGGUCCAGUUUCAUCAAUCCCUGGAGUCGAAAGAUUUCUUUUAUAAUUGGAAGACACAAAGUUAGAACUGGCCCCUUGAAUGAAGAUGUGUUUAAACCUCACUGCUCAGAAGAUAAAAUCCUUCACCCUAACAUUCAAGAAAUUACAGAGCAAAUACAUCGAUUAUUAUCACAGCCUGUACAUAACAGUGGCUCUAGUGGCUAUGGAAGCUUGGGAAGCAAUGGAUCACAUGAAUACCUAAUGAGUGUGGCUUCAUCCAGUGACAGCAAUGGGAACAAUAAUGAAGAUACCCAGAGGAUACCCAAGCCUAACUCUUCUCAAGAUAUUUGUAAAGAUGGAUGUGAGGCCAAAAAUAAAGGAGAGCAUGUCUUGGUUGAUUCCAGAUCAAAACGUGAAAAUCAGAAAAAAUAUGAAGAGAAACCCAGUGACCGUUGCGGUCAUGUGAAAGGUGCUGCUCAGUCAGUAAAAAAUGAUACUGUUGGAAUGGCUUGUCAAAGAAGCCUGGCUGUAGAAGAACUGGCUUGGGGAGAUCAGCCUGUAUAUUCAUAUCAGCAAAUCAGCUGUUUAGAUAGCGUUAUCAGGUAUUUGGAAAGUUGCGAUGCAGCUGAUACAGUGAAGAAAAAAUCACAUCCUACAUCAAAUGCUGUUUCGCUUAAUUCUGAUGUGCAUAGAGGGAAAGGACAUGACACAAAAACAUCCACAGAAGAAAGUGUGCUAUCAAAACCUCACAUAGGCCCUGCAGCGUUGGAGAUACCUGAGAAAUCAAAUGCUUCUGCUGUCUUUGGUGCUCAUUUAACUUCUUUAACUUUGCCUGGCAAACCAGAAAGUGUUGUGUCGUUUACCAGUCAGUGCAGCUACAGCAGCACCAUAGUUCAUGUUGGAGACAAAAAAACACAGCCUGAAUUAGAAAUAAUAGAAGAUAGUCCCAGUGGAACAGAACCCAUAGAGAAUCAUCUUAUUGCUCCUCAAUUUAGCACUACUCAAAAGAACCAAGAAAAAGAGGCAUUUAAGCAUUUGGGGCUUACAAAGGAAGUCCUUGCAGUGCAUACCCAAAAAGAAGAGCAGAGCUUUCUGACCAAAUGUAAAGAAAUCAAAAGGUUCCAUAUUUUUCAAUAUAAUUGCAAUUACUACUUCCAAGAAAGACCCAAAGGACAUCCUGGUGACCAUGGUAUUCAUGGACUACGACAUGGCUCUGGAGUACAUCAGUUUUGGAAGAAAAAUGGGAAGAACAGGAAAUCUAAGUCAAAACGACAUAAGCCACACCACUCUUCAGACAGCACAACUUCUGGUACCAAACCUCCGCACAGAUUUCCUCUGCUUGGCCCAAAUAGCACAGCCUGGUCUCCAUCAGACACUUCACAAGCAGGUUGCCCAGACUUGCCUUUUUCUACAGUUAUGCCUGCAUAUCCACUUCCAGUUUUUUCACCUGCAGAGGCUGUGCCAUCAGGUCCUGUAGCUUCUCUUUCUGGUUUUAAUGAAUCACAGGACUCUCAUUUACCAUUAUCUCAGUUUCCCACACAGCUAGUGACUCCAGUCGUUGCGUUUGUACUCCCCAAUUAUGUGUGUCCUCAGGUGAACAUUAGUUACGCUCAAACACUUUUUCCUGAACCGUCUAACUUUUCUGUUCAGCCUUCUUUCUCUUCACAAGCGCUGCUUACAACUCAGCCUCCAUUCUCUGGUUCAAAUGCAUUCUCUCCACAGACGUUAUUUCCAGCACAACCAUUCCACUAUAAUCCAUUGACAGAGAGUGAAAACAUCCCUGUUGUAGAAUUCCGACAUGAACCAUCCCGUUCCUGCACUCCACAGUCUCUUGGCCCACAAGACCAAGCCUCACCACCAUUAUUCCAGUCACGGUGCAGUUCUCCUCUACAGCUGAACCUUCUGCAAUUAGAAGAAAUGCCAAAAAUGACUGAAAGUGGAGCUGCUGGUGCACCAGGGAGCCAUGGAACUUUAACUGAUGGGACCACUAGCAAACCCAUGAGUUCAGAUGACUGCAACAGAAAAGUAUCCUCCCUUGCUGGAUCUCCAAUGGAAGUUCAAAAUAGCGAUGCUUUCUCUGUGUCUAGUGAUUUACUUGAUAUUUUACUUCAAGAAGAUGCAAGUUCAGGCACUGGAUCUGCUUUGUCAGGAAGCAGUGUUUCAGUAGCUGCUGAUUCCUUAGGAUCUGGUUCAAAUGGAUUUGGCAUGUCAGGCAGUAGAACAGGAAGUAGCGAAACAAGUCAUACCAGCAAAUAUUUUGGGAGUAUUGAUUCCUCAGAAAACAAUCAUAAAACAAAGGGCUCAGAAUUGGAAGAAAGUGAGCAGUUCAUUAGAUAUGUCCUCGAGGAUCCCAUGUGGCUGCUAAUGGCAAAUACAAAUGAUGCUGUUAUGAUGACUUACCAGAUACCCUCCCGGGACCUGGAAACUGUUCUAGAAGAGGACAAACUAAAACUGAAACAAAUGCAGAAGUUCCAGCCAAAGUUUACUGAGGAGCAAAAAAGAGAGCUGCUUGAAGUACAUCCGUGGAUUCAAAAGGGUGGACCUCCUGGGGCUGUUACUAAUUUGGAGUGUAUUUAUUGUGAAGAAAAUGUUAAAAGCAGAUUAAAAGCACAAGAUGAAGAAGAAAUCCAUGAAAUGUAACUUAAUGAAAUAAAUGAGGCCAGUGGAAAUAAUAGUUUGGCUAACCUGAACCAAGUCAACAGUGAAAACGUUUAAUCCAUGAAGAUCCCUUUUGAACACAUCUGCUUUAACUGUUGCAGUUCCCCAUUAGAUCUUCAAGGUUUUUAAGUUUGUUUCUUGUGAAAUGAAUCUAAUUUUAUAUAAAACAAAUGGAUUUUUUUUGUUCUAGAAAAAGGUCAUUUGUGAUUAAUCUUUUUGUAUGGCGCAUUCCUUUCCUUCUCUGCCAGUCAUUGCUGAAGAAGUACAAUAUUGGUUCUUUAAAACUACAGAGCAUAUAAUCAGAGCCUCAUGGGAUACAGUAAGGAAUGUUGCAAAAAGUCUCCAUUUUUUCAGUAACACAUACUUUACAAAUUUAUGGCAUAUUGUCUAGUUUUUGAAUAUCUUUCAUGAAUUCCAGAUUAGUGGAUAAGAUCCUCACUAUUUCACAUACCUAUCUUCAAACAGUCACAUCUAUAUUCUGAUAUUUACUGGUAUUAAAAAGCAAUUAAAAUAGUUUCACCUUUCUGCAAUAUCCAGUCAUCUGUUCAGCUUCUAAAAAAAGGGUUGUAUGUAUGAAAAAUCCUGACAGCUUCCCCCUACACCAAUAACUAACCAUCCAAUCAUGAUUAUAUUUUUCAGUGAUCUGUGGUUCUAAAUUAUAAUAAACUAUUACUGAAAUUUG
This is a messenger RNA of Rhineura floridana, 5302 nucleotides long. It is a transcript of the gene PER2, whose product is annotated as period circadian regulator 2. Gene Ontology annotation, molecular function: transcription corepressor binding; transcription cis-regulatory region binding. Bases 856 to 4602 code for a protein of 1248 amino acids. The record is from RefSeq and is a predicted model, not a curated record. The transcript is spliced from 25 exons. Gene Ontology annotation, biological process: entrainment of circadian clock by photoperiod; circadian regulation of gene expression; negative regulation of transcription by RNA polymerase II. Gene Ontology annotation, cellular component: cytoplasm; nucleus. Lineage: Eukaryota; Metazoa; Chordata; Lepidosauria; Squamata; Rhineuridae.